Molecule: messenger RNA, 1379 nt
Organism: Populus euphratica (Euphrates poplar)
Lineage: Eukaryota; Viridiplantae; Streptophyta; Magnoliopsida; Malpighiales; Salicaceae
Gene: CLPP4
Product: CLP protease P4
Exons: 3
Coding region: 129-1022 (297 amino acids)
Biological process (GO): protein quality control for misfolded or incompletely synthesized proteins
Cellular component (GO): endopeptidase Clp complex
Molecular function (GO): serine-type endopeptidase activity; ATPase binding; ATP-dependent peptidase activity
Source: RefSeq, a predicted model, not a curated record
AAAAAAGAAAAUCACAAAUGCACUGGGAAAAACACGGACAGAGGGCUCUCCGGCAUCUACCCUUUGCUGCUUAACUAUCCCAGCAAUCCCUCCCUCACCCCCUCACAGUCUCACCCAAAACUUGAGCCAUGGAUUUGCUCUCACUCUCUUCCUCCACAGCAACCCUGCUCUUUUCCUCUCUAAGACCCACUCUCUCUCCCCACCAAAACCUAAAACCACCCACUUCACCUUUCCCCUUCCUUUGCAAACCCCUGACACCAUCUUCUCUAAAACUUUCACCUCUCAAAACCCCCCUUAAAUCCUCCCUAACCUCAACCCCAAUUCCCCAACUGGCCUCCCCUCAAACACCGGCCACCUCCAUGAGAGGGGCCGAGACGGACGCUAUGGGCCUCUUGUUGAGGGAAAGGAUUGUGUUUCUAGGGAACAAUAUCGAUGAUUUCGUGGCUGAUGCUAUUAUUAGUCAGUUGUUGCUUCUUGAUGCCCAGGAUCCUACUAAAGAUAUCCGUCUCUUCAUUAACUGUCCUGGAGGUUCUCUUAGUGCUUCAAUGGCUAUCUAUGACGUGGUGCAGCUUGUGAGGGCUGAUGUUUCCACAAUUGCCCUCGGCAUUUCAGCUUCAACAGCUUCUAUAAUUCUUGGAGGUGGAACGAAAGGCAAACGUUUUGCAAUGCCCAACACACGGAUAAUGAUUCAUCAACCUCUUGGAGGAGCUAGUGGGCAAGCAAUAGAUGUGGAAAUUCAAGCACGAGAAAUUAUGCACAACAAGAAUAAUAUAAUUAGAAUUGUUUCAGGUUUCACUAGUCGCACGGUUGAGCAGGUGCAAAAGGAUAUGGAUAGAGAUCGUUACAUGUCUCCAAUUGAAGCAGUUGAAUAUGGAAUAAUUGAUGGAGUUAUUGACAGAGAUAGCAUCAUUCCUUUGGCUCCAGUGCCAGAAAGAGUGACACCGACCCUGAAUUAUGAGGACAUGCGUAAAGAUCCAAUGAAAUUCUUGAAUCCUGAUGUCCCUGAUGAUGAGAUAUACUAGCCCAGAGCAUCCUUUAAAGAUUUUUUCCUUUUGAAAUUCUCUUAGCCAGGUAUACAUCACGGUUUGGAGUUGACGGAUUGUCCAUGCAUUUGAAUGGUAACCUGCGGGAGUUGACGGAUUGUCCAUGCAUUUGAAUGGUAACCUGCGGGAGUUGAAACAGUUUUUCUUGCUUUGCUGACCAGCCUGGACCACAUCAAAUUCAGUGGAUUGAUACUACGACGUUAAGCUGUUUCCAUAUCUUGUUUGUUACUUCAAUAAAUUCUCCAUUAAAAGAGAAUUGUUUGAUUAUCAUCCUCAUUUUGUACCUCACUUAUGAAUACUAUUGCAACUGAUUGAGCUUUAAAAUGUUGGCACUGA